Leptinotarsa decemlineata (Colorado potato beetle) is the source of this 924-nucleotide messenger RNA. RefSeq lists its product as uncharacterized. The record is from RefSeq and is a predicted model, not a curated record. Gene Ontology annotation, cellular component: membrane. Lineage: Eukaryota; Metazoa; Arthropoda; Insecta; Coleoptera; Chrysomelidae.
AUGUGGAACAUCCGUGUCGCAAUAGUUGUUGUUCUUAUUGUCUACUCUAGCGCUGAAGACGAACAUGAUAAAAGUGACAGAAGUGAAUACAAAAGAGCUCUCGCUAGAAAUUGUGAAAUGUCAUAUUCCACAACUUGCCUGAAACUUGACAUUGUUUCUUGGGUGGACAAACUGAAUGAGGAUAAGAAUUUCAGUAUAUUUCCGGGAAUAUCAAUAGUGCGUGAAAACGUUAGUGAAAAUACUGCUGAUAUUGUAACCGAUUUAGCCCGAAACUUUCCUAAUGACCCAGACGCUCGAUUGGAUGCCUUCUUCCUGAGAAAAAUCCAAGGAUAUUUGAAUAACCAUGCUAUUCGAAUCAGCCUCUUUGACAAAAGUGAAGCUGAGUCUGCUCGUAAAGGAGGUGGCGGAGGUGGUGGAGGAGGAAAGAAAGGUGGGGGCAUGGGGAUGAUUUUCGCUGCAGCCGCUAUGAUGAAAGGGACAUUGAUGGCUCUGGCUCUCAGUGCAUUAGCUGCCAUUGCAGGAAAAGCAUUAAUGACUGCAAUGAUUUCCCUCCUAUUAUCUGGUAUUGUCGGACUCAAGUCCCUUUCUGGUGGAGGAGGAGGUAAAGCCACUUAUGAAGUUAUAUCCAAACCAGUUGUUACCCAUUCACAUACCUCCUCUCAUGAAGAUUAUCAACAUGGGCAUUCUGGAUAUGGACGGAGUUUUGAUAUGCCGCUACCACUAGCUUUACAACCUGGAUACAAAAUGGAUUAAUUAGUUUUAUUUUUUUCAAUUUUCGUGCAAUAAUUUAUUUAUUUAUUUGAAAAUUUCAGAUUCGAUGUGGUUGUACAGCUUUUCAGAGAAAAAUCACAAAAAUGUACAUUGAAUAUUUUUUGAAUAGCUUGAAAACCAAUUGGGUCCUGAUAAUAUAUUGCAGAAAAAGUU